AUGUCGAAACUCAUCGCGGCCACACUCCUGUCGGUGCUUGCUCGCCUGCGCCCGUCCCUGUUCGAGCUCGACACGGUUGUCGUGGACCUGCAGGGUAGCAGCGGCGGUGAAGGCCGAGUGUUCCAAUUCACAUUCACGGGAGUGAUGUUCCUCGUCCUGCUCUUCUUUGUGUGGGCGGUCGCCAGGACGUGCCGCAAAAACAAGGGCAAGCACAUGAUGAUCGAGAACUUCCUGGAGGAGAUGGCCACCGAGAAGGCCAUCCGGUUCACGCCGCAGGAGCUCAAGGAGUUGACACGCAACUACUCGUCCCGCCUCGGCGCCGGUGGGUUCGGCACGGUGUACAGGGGCGUGCUCCCCAACGGCCUCGCCGUGGCGGUCAAGGUGCUCCACGGUGGCCUCGACCAGAGAUCCGGGGAGCAGUUCAUGGCGGAGGUUGGCACCAUCGGGAGGACGCACCACAUCAACCUCGUCAGGCUCUUCGGCUUCUGCUUCCACGACGCCGUGCUCGCGCUGGUGUACGAGUGCAUGGACAACGGCGCGCUCGACGCCUACCUCUUCAACCCAAGCCGCGCCGUCGGCCUCCCUUCGCGGCGGGACAUCGCCGUCGGCAUCGCCAGGGGACUCCGGUACCUCCACGAGGAGUGCCAGAAAAAGAUCAUCCACUACGACAUCAAGGCCGGCAAUGUCCUCCUCGACGGCACCCUCACGCCCAAGGUGGCCGACUUCGGGCUCGCGAGGCUGGUGAACCGCGCGGACACGCACGUCUCCAUGUCCUGCGUGCGCGGCACCCCAGGGUACACCGCACCGGAGAUGUGGAUGCAGUCAGGCAUCACGGAGAAAUGCGACGUGUACAGCUUCGGCAUGCUACUGCUCGAGAUCGUCGGCCGGAGGAGGAACUUCGAUGAGGCGGCGCUAGACGUCGGCCAGCAGUGGUUCCCCAUGGUGGCAUGGACCAAGUACGAGAAAGGCGAGCUGAUGGAGCUCGCGAUGUCGUGCCUGGGCGAUGUCAGCGGCGUCGAUACGGCGGAUGAACUGCAGAUGCAGCUGUGUAGGGAGCUGGCGGAGAGGAUGUGCAAAGUGGCGUUCUGGUGCGUGCAGCAGCAGCCGGAGGCGAGGCCGCCGAUGGGCGUGGUGGUGAAGAUGCUUGAAGGAGAGAUGGACAUUGCUCCGCCGGCGAACCCGUUUCAACAUCUCAUGACGCCCGCGCCGGCGACGAAUCUCUGGGAGAUAAUGGCAGCCAGCAUAAAUACGGUAUCAGGGUCGACAAAUGGCAUUGUUUCUCCGGGUAGCAAUGAGAUCGUCUCUGUUUGA
Molecule: messenger RNA, 1311 nt
Organism: Lolium rigidum
Lineage: Eukaryota; Viridiplantae; Streptophyta; Magnoliopsida; Poales; Poaceae
Product: G-type lectin S-receptor-like serine/threonine-protein kinase At1g34300
Exons: 2
Coding region: 1-1311 (436 amino acids)
Biological process (GO): protein phosphorylation
Molecular function (GO): protein kinase activity; ATP binding
Source: RefSeq, a predicted model, not a curated record